AUGGCCUCAUCGGCAACGCAAUCGCACCCCGCAGCUUACCACGAACCGGCUGCUAGAGCUGCGGCUAAUCCUUCGUCUUUGACGCCGCCCCCGUCAAUUCGCAGUGGCAGCGACAGUGGCCUUGACACCGGACGGCCGCCCAAACGGCGUCGCAUCAACUUCGCCUGUGAUUAUUGCCGCUCGCGCAAGACCCGCUGCGAUGAGGGCCAGCCAUCAUGUUAUGCUUGUUCAGUGGCCGGAAUUGACUGCGUCACUAGGAAUCGCUGCCAGCCAUGGCUUGAUGUUCGGCGCCAGGAAGCUGGCAAAGUGCCGGAUCGUACCCGGAUGAAUGAUGCGUCAAGGCCGGGUGAACAUGUCUCUACUUCGACUGUUCAAAGUGCGGCUGCAUCACUGGCAAUACCAAGACAUGAAGCUACGCGAGCUACGCUCUCUCCUCGCCGGAGCCGGCGGCAACCACACCAAGCAAAUGACACAAUCACUGCUGAAGCAAUCGCUGCAUUGCCUGGUAUUCAGGGCCCGUCCCAAACAGAGAAUGAUCCUGUCCCCAUUGCAAAUUCGCCUGGCAUUCACCAUGACAGUCAAACGCAUGGCACAUCUUCCGACCCGUCUGAUACUGGACACGGUGUUGAUGAUAGAUCUGAGCUCAGACAUCGCCUGCCUAUCCUUCAAAUCGAUUCCGGGAACACGCCCCUGGAAUUAAUGGCCAGCUGGCUAGAUCUUGCGUGCUGCCGCCUCCAAAUCCCUCGAGCCGGUCCUCGUCACCCCGCCCGAUCCGAGGAGGACCCAUACAGCGGUCAAAUUACGCACAAGGAUUUCGUUUUACCGGACUCGCUUGGAACGUGGCGCCUCCUAGAUCGGGAAGCGCUAUUACCCUUGGUUGACCGGUUUCUAGAGGGACCAAACAUCUUGUUUCCUCUUUUGCAGCCAGAAAAGAUCAGGCAUGCGGCUCAUGUCGCAUUGGUGCGCGAACCCAGAGCUUUGGCACAGCAAUGCGGGCUUCCAGUACUGAUGCAGGUAUACCUCGUCAUGAUACUUGGCUUUGCAUCAAGACCCGAUCAAGAGCUUGACUUUGAUGCAGAAGGAUACCUGAAGUAUUCAGAGGGCCUUCUGGGCCAAAUUUUGCAGCAGAGCACACUCGAAGCCCUUGAGGCCAUCACACUAUUAUCCAUGGCUCUGCGGUGUCAUGGCAACCUGGCUGCAGCUGGACAUACAAUGAGCCUCGCUGUCUCUAUGAGUGUGUCACUGGGCCUGCCGAAAUACGCGUCUCGUUUGCCGCCUGGAGAGGAAAGACGAAAUGUGUGGAUGGGUGUAUUUUCGUUUGAAAAAAUGCUUUCUUUUGAGCUGGGUCGAUCGUCACUCAUUUCAGAUGACUAUCCGGAGUUGCUACGUAGCUCGGAUCUGCUGAGCGGGACGGAACAGGUGACAACAACUCAUGAUUCCACGAUUCAGUCACGGGAGCAACCAAAGGAGUCUAUCUGCGAGGUUGUUCUGAGUCUGGCGAAGCUACUGGGAGAUAUAGGCCGAUCGUGCGUCCAGAUUAGCCUCAAGGAAGAUGAUAGGCGUGCAGGACCCAUCUCAGAAUUGAUCAGAGAUAAAGUACGGACAACAGGCCUUUCCUGUAUGAAGCUAAUGGGAUGGGCGUCCGAUGUAUGUCCAUCUCUUUACAACCCAACUGCCGACAUAUUAUUCGAUGGCAGAGUACACCCGUUUGCAUCGUUCAUCACAAUGCAAUACCACACAGCUCUGAUUCUUGUAAUGCGCAACAGCCUUCUCAUUAGCGAGAAAUCCAUUCGUCGCUCUGUCGACAUUAUCGCCAAGGACGAACCAUGGGAGUUUGCUGUCAGAAAUGGCCAGAGCAUUGCUGUUAAUUCAGCGCGCAAAAUCUUGAAUAUAUCCCUAGAGUCAUCGGAGAAUGAGACAUAUCCUGCUCUUCCAAGCCUUGCUGGUCCUUUGCACGCCAUGGGAGUCCUGGCCGUAUUCGUGGCGACCCGUCAAAACUCGAGGAUGGCAAGCAUGGACCGCGAACUUUUAAAAGCUGCAGCGCAGGUAAUAAAAGAUGCAAAUACCUCGGAUCGAGGGGAGAAGCAGCUUAGCUUCGCCUUCAACAAGCUGGAUGCCUUGGUAGCUGCCGCUCGAUCGCGCAGCCUUAAUGGAUCAAACCCAUCGCACCGGACACAAACUGGAAAUUCCGUGCGACUACCAGAUUUCACAAUCAAUUCACGGGACCCGGCUUCGUCCUGGACCCCCCAAUCUCAAAUUCCGGGUAACGAUACUUCGCUGUCACAGGGAAGCGAUGAAGCCUUUAGGGAGACUUCCAACGGACACGUCAAUAUGGCAGAAGGUGACAGUCACUUCGCAUAUUCAGAAGGGUGGCUCGAUGAUAGCUCUCCCAUGAUCAUGAAUGAUUUUGGCUGGAAUUGGGCCAACUUUUCGCUGCUUUCAGAUGGUCAAUACGACGAGUCCCAAGUACAGAUACAGGGUUUUGUUUAGCUGCCUGAGUAAGUUCUUGCACUCUACAUGGGACCCUGGAUGAAAAGAAUUUUCUGUCAAGUCAUAGUACAGAGGGCGAGGGGAGUCACAGGGACACACUUGCAUACUGUACAUGCUUCCUGUCGGAGUAGGUUACCUGCAACCCAGAUACAGAGAUAUUUCCAAGCUGUAUUUUUGGAAUUUACUAGCAUUCCCGAAUGCAGUAGGAAUGGUAACC
This is a messenger RNA of Exserohilum turcica Et28A, 2707 nucleotides long. RefSeq lists its product as uncharacterized. The transcript has 3 exons. NCBI's taxonomy places the organism in Eukaryota, Fungi, Ascomycota, Dothideomycetes, Pleosporales, Pleosporaceae. Gene Ontology annotation, biological process: DNA-templated transcription; regulation of DNA-templated transcription. The record is from RefSeq and is a predicted model, not a curated record. Bases 1 to 2490 code for a protein of 829 amino acids. Gene Ontology annotation, molecular function: DNA binding; DNA-binding transcription factor activity, RNA polymerase II-specific; zinc ion binding.